CUCGGGAUUACUCUGCUCUCGUAUCUCGAUGAGGCAGCUGAAAAAAGAGCACCAGAACCCCGCUUUCCGCAUAGGGCUGCCGCCUAUCGUUGCGGCCGAAGCUACUAUCUGCUAGUAUGGAAGCGGAGUUCUAUUAGAGUCCAAGGACUUGCUGUCCCGCUCAUGUCUGCUUUUUUUCCACCUGUUUUUCAGCCUCACCGUUUCGAAGGGCAUCAUACUCUCUCUGCGCGGCGCACUGUGCGGCGCAAUCGUCAGGUCUCAUAGCCAUGGCGAGGCUGCUGCAGUUGACGCUGUUGCUGCUUGCGUGCGCGGUGUUGUUGCUGGCUCAAAAUACUACUAUUGAUACGACUAGUACAACCACCACCAGCAGUACAACAUCCUCCCUCAGCACGACAACUACCACCACUUCAAGCAUCAGCACAUCCGACAUAACGACAACGACUUCUACUUCUACAACGACGAUUCCGACAACCACCUCAACAAUCCCCCCAGCUACUACUAUCAGUACUACCUCUUCCACCACUACAACGACCACGAGAAGUAGCAGCAGUACCACUACCACUUCUAUUAUCCUUACCACGACCACUACCACCCGCUCCCCUUCUUCCACAACGACAACAACCAGCCUUCCCCCUCCUACCACCACGACCCCUUCCCCAACCACGACCCCUCUAAGCACUACCAUCGCUACCACAUCAUCUUCUCCAAUUUCUGAGAGCACUACUUCGACCUCAACGGAAGAGACUUCAUCCACUACUUCCUCUGAAGGGAGCACGACUAGCAGCGAACCGCCGGUGGUCAUAACCACAUCUAGUUCUUCGAUCUCGUACUCCACUAGCACUUCUACUGUCACGCAAGUCAUUGCAACCACCUCGAAUGGCGUUACAGCAUUAACAACUCUUACGUCCGUGGUCGUCGCAACGGCUCCGGCCACAACAGUAGUGGACGUGGGAACCUACACAAGCACUCCCGGAGCCUCACCAUCUGUGGCUGCAGCGAACAGCGGUGCAAAUGGUAGCAGCUCAGGGCUAUCGACGGGGGCCAAGGCCGGUAUUGGAGCUGGGGUGGGUGCGGCGGUGCUUGCGGUAGCUAUUUUUGGCGGGUGGUACUCAUGGUACAUGAGGCGCCGGAGAAACCGAAACUCACUGUCCCAUGACCACUACGACGCCAAUGCUCCGAUGCCUGGCAUGGGCGAAUAUGGAGGGUCCACUGGCGGACGCUCAGGCAUGGGCGCCAUGGCCGCGGUGGCAGGGUACUCUUCCAACCGCUCAGACACGCGAUCCGAACUCCCUUCACCUCCGCUCCAGCCUCCGCCUCGAUCUCCGGACCGCCUGCUCCCUGCUGCUGCAGCCAUUCGAUCAUGGGGUUCAGUCUCACCACCACCUCACCAGGGGUCAUCUGGUAUGUCUGUUUCUGACCAGAGCGAGUACUCACAGGGCAAUGCUCCGUAUCAACAGCCUCCACAACAUCUGCAGACUGUGCCCAUGACUGGAGCCGCAGGUGAAUACUUCCCAAACCUCAAUGAGCUGCCGGAAGAUCAACGCGAUAUCCACCAACUCCCAGAUGGCCAGGCACAGGCUCAGCCUCAACUGAAUGAACGGAACCUCACUGCCGGAUCCGGCCCUGUAUUCGCCGCUAUGGGACGGGGACCGUAUUCGCAGGACGAAGGCUAUCAUCCCAGUCAUUCGUCCGCGCAAGAGUCGUAUGAGCUUCCCGGUGGCCAGGAUACGGAUGCCGGCGCCCCAGCGGAACAAGGUCGAGCUGGUUAUCGUGGUAUGGAUCCGGAAGUCCCACUGCAUCAAAGGUACGACAGAGUACCUAUUCGGCCUGGGCAUUUGGGUCCUUCGCAUAAUUUCUAAAAAGAAAAAAGUGUAUACGCUCUAAGAUAAUGUGGAAUGUAAUUCUCCCUGUAAAUCCAGGCUUAUCAGCCU
Molecule: messenger RNA, 1931 nt
Organism: Exophiala xenobiotica
Lineage: Eukaryota; Fungi; Ascomycota; Eurotiomycetes; Chaetothyriales; Herpotrichiellaceae
Exons: 5
Coding region: 267-1859 (530 amino acids)
Source: RefSeq, a predicted model, not a curated record